Messenger RNA from Pocillopora damicornis (cauliflower coral), 1074 nucleotides. Its product is annotated as potassium channel subfamily K member 9. Lineage: Eukaryota; Metazoa; Cnidaria; Anthozoa; Scleractinia; Pocilloporidae. The record is from RefSeq and is a predicted model, not a curated record. Gene Ontology annotation, cellular component: plasma membrane. Gene Ontology annotation, molecular function: outward rectifier potassium channel activity; potassium ion leak channel activity. Gene Ontology annotation, biological process: potassium ion transmembrane transport; stabilization of membrane potential.
UUGCUAAGUGUUCAAUGAUUCAAAUUCGGCGUGAACGAGCUAAUAACUCGACGGAAUAAAACGCCACUGAAAGAAAAAAACUCUCAGAGAUGGCGGAGUGCGGAAACAACCGAGCGCUUCUGUAUUUAUUUCUUCUCUGGUUCAUAUAUCUUAUGGUUGGCAUGUUUAUAUUCAGAGCUGUUGAACGCGACGAUAAACCCGAGGCGGCCGAGCCUUUUGUAUAAUCUUCGCCUUGUUUGGUAUCCCGAUCAACAUAUUGUUCCUGCAGGUGGUUGGAGAACGAAUGCUACGCAGUGAGCGACUCCUCGUCACAAAAUUCGAAUCCCGUUGCCUUAAGAGAGAGAGCAAGCCAAGACACUUGAAUGAAAAGUGCGCUUUUCUGGGUUUGAUGUUGUUGAUAAUAAUUUUACUUGUGGGGGCGGCAACUGCGGUAAAGGUCCAGGAAUGGACUUUCUUUGAAGGUUUCUAUGCCUACUUCAUUACUUUUACAACAGUUGGAUUUGGCGAUUUGAUCCCAGGAGGUGGCCCGUCAAAACAUCCAGUCUGGAAUACAGUAAUUCGAAUCAUUUUCAUCAUCCUGGGUUUGGCAGCCAUGUCGAAUGUAAUCAACGGACUUGUUUCGGCACGGGAUUGUAAAGAGUGCAAAGAAUUUUUCAAGAAUUUAAAGGCUCGGUUGGGAAGAAAACAAAGAGGUAAAAAUCCUGAAACGAUGGAAAAGAUGGGAAUGGAGAUAAACGAACAAACCGAAAAGCCUUUUUAACUUUGAAGAACAAGAAGCGAUUUGUGCAUAUUGAAUAAUUAAGCUUAAGAUUUUUCAAGUUUAUCAUUUUCAAUCCUCUCCAUCCUCCGCCAUCCUUCUUCGUUCUUGUUUUAUUAUUGCCUCUUUCGUGUUUUUCUAUCUUACUAAACCAAUAUUUUAAAGUCUCAUUCAAGUUGAAAGUCUUUUUUGCACGUCAAACAAAUUGACUCAAGUUAUCGAUCUUGACGUAAGUCCUUCGGACCGAGGGAAUGACAUUAUUCCAUAACAGACCUAAAUUCAAAUUUAUCUCCGCCAUUAAAAAGUAUGAAUAAACA